Molecule: messenger RNA, 2228 nt
Organism: Durio zibethinus
Lineage: Eukaryota; Viridiplantae; Streptophyta; Magnoliopsida; Malvales; Malvaceae
Product: putative membrane metalloprotease ARASP2, chloroplastic
Biological process (GO): proteolysis
Cellular component (GO): membrane
Molecular function (GO): metalloendopeptidase activity; protein binding
Source: RefSeq, a predicted model, not a curated record
CCCAACAACUAGGAAUUAUCCUACUCUACUCUGCUUCUCUUUUUUGCCACACGAUAUUUUCUUCACUUAAUCCCAACUCUUCUUUGAGCCCAAGAAACCAUGGUCAUUACCUUCUCUCCUUGUGCUUGUCCACCUUCUUCUUCCUCCUCCUCUUAUUUCCUUAACAGAUUAUCCAAUUCGAGGUCACCUUACUUGGAUUUCCCGUUAAGGUCCAGAACCCACCUCUUCAAAUCUCGUUCUUCGUCUUUUUCUGACUCUUCUUCCUCCUCAAGCAAGACCAAGUUUUUGUAUCCUCCUGCCAAAAGGGUUGAUUUCAGGUCAUGUGCUCUUCCUGGAUUUGAUUUUGGGAGUGUUGAAUCUGUGUUGGAAGCAGCUGGCGUCUUGACUGCCAUCAUUGUUGUUCAUGAGAGCGGUCACUUCCUCGCUGCUUCUCUCCAGGGAAUCCAUGUAAGUAAAUUUGCUGUUGGUUUUGGUCCAAUUUUAGCAAAGUUCAAUGCCAACAAUGUAGAAUAUUCUGUUAGAGCUUUCCCAUUAGGUGGAUUUGUGGGGUUCCCUGAUAAUGAUCCGGACAGUGAUAUUCCUGAUGACGAUGAGAAUUUGCUUAAGAACAGACCCAUUUUAGAUAGGGUUGUCGUCAUUUCGGCUGGUGUUGUCGCCAAUAUCAUUUUUGCCUACGCAAUAAUAUUCACUCAAGUCUUGACAGUUGGGUUACCAGUGCAAGAGGCAUUCUCCGGGGUUCUUGUUCCUGAGGUUAGAACCUUUUCAGCUGCUUCCAGGGAUGGCCUUCUUCCCGGUGAUGUCAUCCUUGCUAUUAAUGGUAUUGAAUUGCCAAAAACUGGGCCUCUUGUAGUUUCUCAAGUCGUUGAUAUUAUAAAGAAAAAUCCUAAAAGAAAUGUGUUCCUCAAGGUUGAGAGGGGAAAGCAGGAUUUUGAAAUUGGGGUCACUCCAGACGAAAAUCUCGAUGGAACAGGAAAAAUUGGAGUUCAAUUAUCACCAAAUGUGAGAAUAACUAAAUUGAGACCAAAUAAUAUCCUUCAGGCCUUAAAUUAUGCUGGAAAAGAAUUCGGGGGUCUCUUAUAUAAUGUUUUGGAUAGCUUGAAGCAGACUUUUAUGAAUUUCUCACAAUCAGCUAGCAAAGUUUCAGGUCCUGUAGCUAUUAUCGCUGUUGGUGCUGAAGUUGCAAGGUCAACUGUGGAUGGGCUUUAUGAGUUUGCAGCUCUCCUAAAUCUUAAUCUUGCAGUCAUAAACCUUCUCCCUUUACCUGCUCUGGAUGGGGGUUCACUGGCCCUGAUACUUUUAGAAGCAGCUAGAGGCGGAAGGAAGCUUCCUCUAGAAUUGGAGCAGCGGAUUAUGUCAUCUGGUAUCAUGUUUGUUAUACUCCUCGGGUUGUUUCUUAUUAUCAGAGACACACUUAACCUUGAGUUCAUUAAAGAUAUGUUAUGAUUAUCAAUGCUUUUGAAGUUUGGAUGCAAUGUGGAUUGAAAAGACCUUGUUAAAAAGAUGGAAUCAGAUGAUUUCAAUGCAUGCCUAUAAUGUCUCGUAAAGAAGAUGAAUUGGUUUAUAAGAUGCUUGCGUAAUACUUGCUUCCGCAAAAGAUGCUAUAUUGCAGGUUCUUGUAAUUUCUUGGUCUUAUUUAAUUCCAUCCAAAUUUCUAUAUUCCUCAUACUGUUGUAAACUAAAAAUUCUUUGAAGAUAGUAACGAUAGAGAAUGGGUAAUGGACUUCAAUACCUUGUUUCAGCAAAUGAUAAUUCAUGAUAAUGUUGACAUUUUCUAAUAUAAUUUCAUGUUAUGAGUAGGAAUUCUGUCUUGAAUUGACAUCUUGUAUGUGCUGUUGCCUGCUGGUCAUUUGAGUUCAAGAAGAAAGAUAUGCCCAUGUUUUCACCAACUUCCUUUUAUGCCAUUUCUUUUCUUAAAAACUUUUUAAAUUCAUUGAAUACUAUCAGUUCAUAUAACCUAUCAAUUGUCCACCUUGCUGUCUUUGUUGGAGCAAGUUUCCCCAAAUUCCGAGGAAGGAUAGAAAUUUGAUGCUUAUCAUUGGAAGCCAUUUAAGUUGCAAUGGGAGUAUGUAUUUAUAAGUUUUCGGUUACUAAUGGGAGAAUUGGUGCAUGCUGUUGAAAGGCAAGUAUGGUGGAGUAUUUAGAAACUUUCGGCUGGUAAUGGGAGAAUUGAUAGAUACUGUUGAAAGACAAGUAUGCUGGGAACUUGAAAUUUGAGGGGUCACAAUGAA